Molecule: messenger RNA, 3354 nt
Organism: Telopea speciosissima
Lineage: Eukaryota; Viridiplantae; Streptophyta; Magnoliopsida; Proteales; Proteaceae
Product: rho GTPase-activating protein 7-like
Exons: 26
Coding region: 227-3091 (954 amino acids)
Biological process (GO): signal transduction
Source: RefSeq, a predicted model, not a curated record
AUAUUCCGUUGCUUGAUUAACGGGUUUUCCGUUGAGAAAUCCAAGAACCCCAGGAAGGGAUGGCGGGUGAGACAGAGGGUUACUUUUCGCAUCUUUCCUCUCUCUCCCCUCCCCUUUUUCGCUAAUUAUGCAGUUUCUUUGAUUCUAACUCCUGUACAAGGAGUUUGGGUUGUGUCGUUGUUGAUUCUUGUUCAGUGAUCGUCAGGGAUGUGAUUUGGAAUCAGGGAUGGUUACCCGAAACGCAGACUCUUCUCAGGGAGAUGGUGGUUCGACCUCUCCUCCCCAUGGGCUGGAGGCUGAUCAGCUGCGUUAUCGUGCUGGCAAUAAUGUUUUUAAGAGUGGGCCACUUUUCAUUUCGUCAAAAGGAAUAGGAUGGACAUCAUGGAAGAAAAGAUGGUUUAUUUUAACUCGUUCGUCAUUGGUCUUCUUCAGAAGUGAUCCGAAUGUGGUUACUCAAAAAAGCGGUGAGGUGAAUCUUACCCUUGGUGGUAUUGACCUAAACAACUCAGGCAGUGUGGUUGUCAAAGCAGAUAAAAAACUCUUGACUGUGCUCUUCCCUGAUGGUCGUGAUGGGCGAACUUUCACACUCAAGGCUGAGACUUCAGAGGACCUACUUGAGUGGAAGAAUGCACUUGAGACUGCUUUGGAACAAGCACCAAGUGCAGCUCUUGUGAUGGGACAGAAUGGCAUCUUCAGAAAUGAUGCAGCUGAUAUAGUAGAUGGCACUUUGGAGCAGUGUAGAGAUAAACAGCAAUUAAAGUCCAUAGUUGUUGGUACGCCAAUUUUACUUGCUUUGGAAGAUAUUGAUGGAACUCCGUCUUUCUUGGAAAAAGCCCUUACGUUUCUAGAGCAGUAUGGAGUAAAAGAAGAAGGUAUCUUGCGACAAGCUGCCGAUGUUGACGAUGUUGAACGUCGAGUUCGUGAAUAUGAGGAAGGAAAAAGUGAGUUUUCUCCGGAGGAGGAUGCACAUGUGAUUGCUGAUUGUGUUAAGCAUGUACUUCGGGAGUUACCUACAUCCCCAGUUCCUGCAUCUUGCUGCAAUGCACUACUAGAAGCAUACCGAUCUGAUCGUGGUGUUAGAAUCAAUACCAUGCGUGCAGCAAUAGCUGAAACUUUCCCAGAGCCAAAUUGCCGCUUGUUGCAAAGAAUACUUAAGAUGAUGCAAGCUGUGGCUUCUCACAAAGCUGAGAACAGGAUGAGCUUGCCAGCUGUAGCAUCUUGCAUGGCACCCUUACUUCUUCGUCCUCUUCUGGCUGGAGACUGUGAGCUUGGCAAUGAUUUUAAAAUGGGUGGGGAUGGUUCAGUUCAACUUCUGCAAGCUGCUGCUGCAGCUAACCAUGCUCAAGCCAUUAUAAUAACUCUACUAGAGGAGUACAACAACAUAUUUAGGGAUCACCAGCUCCAGGAUGGUUCCUACUCUCCUGAAUUGUACUCUGAUUCAGAAGGGAGUGGCAGUGAGGAUGAGGAGGCCAGUGAUGAUGAUGAGUGCAAUUAUUCACAGCUUGAUCUUGAUGCAGAUACAGAAGAGGAUUCUGAACAUGUAUCAAGUGGAACUUGCAGUGAAAGCAGUGGAAAUGAAGGCAACAAUCUAAAUGAUUAUGAGGUUUCUGAAGGGUCUGACUCCGGUUAUGAGUCUUCUGCAGUCAGUGAAGAUUCUGCUGCCAAUCAUGAGUCACCAAGUGAACCUCAGACUUCAGUGCCUCAGGAUGCUGGUCUACAAAGCAAUAACAAUUUGAAGAGUGAAGAAAAUAUCAGUUUGGCAGUGUAUGCUACUGAGUCUUGUGAAUCUAUGGGAGAAGUCCCUGCCUCAACAGUGGGAGAUAUCCCUACCUCAACAACUCCAGUGCAAAAGGAAACUGGUUAUGAUCGGUCUUCAUCCAGUUCAAAAUCUACAAAUAUACAGAAUGAACCUGUACCUUGUGCCAAACGUCGAACUGUUUGGGGGCGUACUUCUGCAAUGAAAAACCUUUCCACAGAAUCCAUUGACCAUCCAAUUGAAGACGAGGCUGUAAUUCUGAGGCUUGAGGUCACUAAAAAUGACUUACAAAAUAGAAUUGCGAAGGAGGAAAAAGGGAAUGUGAUCCUGAAAGCAAGUCUGAAGAGACGAAAGGAGGCUUUGCAUGACCGUCGUUUGGCUCUUGAGCAAGAUGUAGCAAGACUACAGGAACAGUUGCAACAAGAGAUCGAUUUGAGAGAAGCUUUGGAAGCUGGGCUUAGUAUGUCCCUAGGACAUUUUCCUGUCUCGGCCACUAUUGAUUGCAUGAUAAAGGCAGAUCUCGAGGAAAUUGCUGUUGCAGAAGCAGAUGUCAUUAAUUUGAAUAAAAAAGUUGCUGAUCUCCAUGUGCAGCUUGAUCAACAACGUCAGAAAAACCAUGGGUCCGUAAAAGACUCACACAGCCAGCAGCAACAAACACCAGAUUGUCGAACAUUGCUGAAUGAUAAUCAACAGAAAGCAAUUGAAACUACAGAACCAGCACACCCUCAUGAAAGGACAAGAAACACUAGUCUGGAUGGAGCGGACAGUGUGAAUGUGAGGACACAAGAACAUCAAUCUUUAUCAAACAACCAAGUACCUCACAAAAAGCGUCUUGAUUCAUUAUAUGACAACCUUGUCAAAUCUAGGGGGGUCCCUGCUACUUCAUGUGCUGUGCUGCCAGUGGUAGUUGAGCCUACUGCUUCAUCCAACUCCAAGAAGUCUAGCACGAAGGAUGAGAAUCCUAAAGUGGCUCCAGCUGACUAUGAGAAUUUGAAGACACAAGAGCCACCAUCUCUAUCAAGAAAACAACCAUCCAAGAAGCCGCAGCUAGAUUCAAAAAGUCAUAACAGCACUGAAUCUGCUGGAAUAUCGGCCACUUCAUCUGUAGUGGAGCCUAUUGCUUCAUCAAACACUAAGACGUCUGGUUCAAAGGGUGAGGGAACUGUGUCCACAUCUUCUGCACUGACAAAAUUGACGACCCGACUCAACUUCCUGAAAGAACGGCGCAACCAGAUUGUAAAUGAGCUUCAAAACCUAGACAAGGGUCGUGGAUCUGAGGGUCAAUCAGUCGCUGCUCUUUCACCCAAGGACAAGUGUAUGAGCAGGAUCACCUAAUUUCUACUUUGGGGCUUGGCCAGGAACUUUGUGAGGUUGCUUCUCAUCAACUUUUUUAAGGGUGCCUGAGGUCAGAGCAGAAGUUGUAUAGGUCAUCUUUAGUCAUUGGAGCAAAGUGUGUUAUUUCUUUCUCCUAUUCUUGAUCCUCAAAAAUUGUAUGGGAAAGCUAGAAUUCAAAAUUCUGAGCAUUUAUGGUUAACACACUGGAGUAAAUUGAUUGGUGUUGUGAUGCAAUUCAUCUUGAUGGACACACUUUUAAAAUG